CCAUUAUCUAUCCCCGGCUUUUAUGAUCUUUUGAAGCUAUUCCCAAAUCUUAAAAGACUUGAAUAUGCUACAAACUUUCAUACAUUUAAUAACCAAUUUGAAGGUGUAACGCCUGACAUGUUUGAAGCUGAAUGUAUGGCCGUAGCUAGUUUUAUGGAAACACAAAAGAACUUGGUUUAUGAUGGGCAAUGGAAUAAGCCAAUUACAACUGAACAACGGCUUAUGGCAGGUAUG
Molecule: messenger RNA, 234 nt
Organism: Cokeromyces recurvatus
Lineage: Eukaryota; Fungi; Mucoromycota; Mucoromycetes; Mucorales; Mucoraceae
Exons: 1
Source: RefSeq, a predicted model, not a curated record